Messenger RNA from Oncorhynchus nerka (sockeye salmon), 5518 nucleotides. RefSeq names its product interleukin-6 receptor subunit beta-like. The record is from RefSeq and is a predicted model, not a curated record. The transcript has 16 exons. NCBI's taxonomy places the organism in Eukaryota, Metazoa, Chordata, Actinopteri, Salmoniformes, Salmonidae. Gene Ontology annotation, molecular function: protein binding. The coding region runs from base 239 to 2260 and encodes 673 amino acids.
GAGAGGCUGCUUGCUCUGCCUUUCUACCUGACAAAAAACAAGAGUAUGCUGACAUUUCUCUCCCCACAGUUUCAUUUACAAGAAGAGUAACUGAAACAGGUUUGAGGACAUCUGCAUGGAACAGUGUUAACAGUCCAGCAAACCCACGUCUCCUUGGCUAUACGCAGACGGAUCAACCCUGGAUAACCACCUGUUUGGACACUUUACACACUAACUCCCUCAGGGGGUUGUUGAGGUGAUGGAGGCAAAGGAACACUGGUUCCUGCCAGGGUUUCUGGUUCUUGCUAUGGUAAUAGCUCAAGGGACAACUAGUAAAUAUCUUUCUAGUCUUCAAUGCUACAAGAAAACUGAAAAAGCUACCACCUAUACAUGUGAAUGGACGAAGUAUGGGUCUAUGCAAAAUGCCACCUAUGAGCUUUUUUACAAGCGCUCCAAUUCUACGGAAAAUAAAAAAUCAUUGGGCAAAAAUCAGCAGAGCUAUAUCUUUGUGAAUGACGAUAAAGUGCUCGAAAAAGUGCCCGUGGAUCUAUGGGUGGUUGCUUAUAUGGGCAACUGGAGCUGCCAGUCACUCAGUAUCUCUGUUCGACUGAAUGAAAGUGUUAAGUAUGAAGCGCCCCAAAAUAUGUCUAUGUCAAGAUCCUCAAGUAAUCUUACCCUCAGCUGGGUUAACAAGGAAGAAGUGAAAAAUCACAUGCCAGAAGAUGUUGUAUUAGAGGUCAAGUUCAGAAGAUUAGAGAAAACCUCUGGGAUAUGGAACACAACUGAAACAGAAGUCAAACAAGCCAUGGUCACUCUGGAGAAUCUCCAGAACCAAUACAUGUACCAACUGCAGGUCAGACAAAAGUCCAAGCAUGUCAAACGUCCCCUGUGGAGUGACUGGACUCCAAUCUUGGACGUUCCCACUGAAAUCCAAAAUCCCACAGAGGUUAAGUGGACAGUGGAGGAUUUUAACAAUGGUACCCGACUCCUCAAUCUGACUUGGGGUACACCACCUUAUCCAGUCUCUGUGGGACAGGUGAAUUACAACCUCUCUCUCCAUAUUUGGCCUUGCCAACUAAAGCAAAAGAACCACACCAAUAUCACUACCACUGAGUUUAGUGUUUAUGUGACUUACUCUGCUGUCAGUGGUUACAUUUAUGCCUUUAAUAAGGUGGGAAAGUCAUCGCAGACACAUAUCCUUGUCCCAGCAAAACAUCUUACAUAUCCCAGGAAGUCUUGGCCUGAUGACAAACUCAUCCCACACAAUUAUACCCCUCGCCUUAAAAAUUCCUGUCUGGAAUGGUACAAGCUAACAGACGGAGAAACACAACCAGCCAAAGUGAAUAUAUCAAAAAUUAUGAAUGGAACAGUGGAGGAAACACUCAAAUCUAUCAGACAAAAGAUGGACGACUAUGUACGUUACUUUUACCUCGUUCACAAACAAACUGAUGGAAAGCCACAAACAACAGAAAUGCGUCUCAUGUACAAAAAAGAGGGUGCAGCUAGUAAGGCACCUGAGAAUUUCACUGUUAAUGUAGUAACCAACUCUGCAGUGCUGCAUUGGAAACCUAUUCCUGUGCAAGACCAGCAAGGCUUCCUUACACACUACGAAGUCUGCUACACAAGAGGCCAAAAUAAUGGGGCCCACAUUGAAAUAAAAAAGUGUCACAACAUUUCAGCAUCAAAAACAGAGUACCUUAUUCAAAACCUGACACCUGAGUCCGAAUACAAUAUCUAUCUUGCUGGAGCAACAGCUGCAGGCUCAGGACGAAAUAUAUCUAUCCAUAUCUUGACAAAGCCUCAACACAAGUCCAUUACUGGCUGGAAGAUAGCUGGCAAAAUUGUUUUAAUUGCAAUAUUAAUAACAAUAUGCUUAUUUAUCAUCAAGAGACAUAAAAGCAAGAUCUUCCCACCAAUACCACGUCCUAUGGUCGCAGAGUCCAAGAACUAUCGAGCGAGUACUCAGGACAUGUAUGAGAUUAAGGAAGAGGUGCAUGAGCUGCAGCUACAUGACAAGAGCAGCCAAGAUCCCAACCCUGAGGAAGCCACUCUCCUGGAGGUAUGUGAAGACGAGAACGAGAAGAGCCUUGGAGACUCCAGCACACCAGAUGGAGUCAGUGACCCACUGACCUCUGAUUUUAAGGGCCAGGUGUUAAGUUUAGAAACCGCCGAUCCAAGCCAAGGAGAGAUUGACUGUGAAGUCACCAUGCUGAUGUAUAGGAACGGUCUGGUCUUUGAUAUGAAGGCAGACUCCACCGAGGAUGUCGGGACGCCACUGUAGACAUCACUGCGGUAGCACUUACUUAAAGACUGUAAUUAAAAUGCAUUAUGGUGCAUUAUAAGACGUGUCAUAACUUAAGCAUGCAAGACCCCCUUAACAUGGUGUAUUGUAGUUUCCUAUUGAUCCUGAGUAAAUAACAGCCAUUUUGAGUCAGUUGAGAAACAUGACAUAAUAUAAUUACGCAAUAAGGCCCGAGGGGAUGUGGUAUAUGGCCAAUACCAUGGCUAAGAGCUGUUCUUAGGCAUAACACAGCACCCUUAGCCAUGGUACAUUGGCCAUAUACCACAUACCCCUGAGGUGCCUUAUUGCUAUUAUAAACUGGUUAUUAAGAUCAUUAGAACAGUAAACAAGUAAUUUUGUGUCAUACCUGUGGUUUUCAGCCAAUCAGCAUUCAGGGCUCGAACGACCAGGUUUAUAAUAAUCCUUAUAAUAACACAUUAUAAAAGGUUCAUACAUGUUCAUAACAACUUAUAAAGAAUUAUAUCUACAGACUUUAAGUAAAGUGUUACCAAUACUGCUAGGGGCCUGUGACGGUGGCCUGGCUGGGCCGUUUAGCACUUUGCCUGUUCAAAUGACCAGGCUAAUUCAUUGACAGAUUAUUACUGUAGAUAUAAAUAGUUUGCAUUGACGUGAGCGGCUUGAAAAAGUAUUUUUUGAGAUGUACCUUGUUAGCAAUAAGGACUGUGUUGAUUUGUGUUGUCUUCUACAAUGUAGAAAUGCCUUGGAAUAGUACUGAAUAAUAAUUAAUUUUAUCAUUAUAAUGUUAUAUUUAAAGGCCUUCUAUAGUGAGUAAAAGUAAACCUUCUAAAGUGAGUAAGUAAAAAUCAUACAGGGGUAGUAGACAACAAGUGAAACUGAAGUGUGAACUUCCCUUGCUAGAACUUUUACUCAGUAGGCUAGACAGGAAGUGGUGAGACACAGAACACUGGCCUAAAACCAACCUCUGUAUGUACAUUACCAGGGUGACAAUAUUGCUGACUCAUUCAUGUUUAUGGUUGUUAGUGUUUCAUCUCAACCUACUUAGGAAAUGGAAAAUAAAAUGUUUCUGAUGACGGUGUUCACCUUCCAAAAAAAAUAUUUGUAUUUUCUUUAAGGCGUGAAUUCUGAAUUCAGAGAAUGGCAUGUGUCUCAGAAUGAAUAGGUGUUUUAAAAGAACAUCCAAAUAGCAUAUUUAAUCUUGUAGACCUGUGUAUUUAACCACACAUCAGAUGAAGAUGAUAGUGUGUAUAUACACACACUAUCUAUUGUGGGACAGAUUCUGGUCAGAUUUGGGUUACUAUUGUGAACCACAAACAUGGUACAUUGAAUCAUAAUGGGAUCUAACCACAAUGUUCACAGAAGUUAAAGCAAAAAAGCAUCACAAUCAUUAACGUUAUGACAACGCGUAAUAUAUUUGAACUACUGGUAUAUUCAUUGCCACUAAAGGGACCCAUAGUAUUAACAAAUUGCAAACUUGAACCACAACAAGAUCAGAAAUGAUUUUGAAAUAAAUGUUUACCUGGUUUUGAUUGUGGAUGUCUGGAUGUGUUCAGAUGACCAUAGUUGUGUGGUGAACAAAAUGUAAUAAAAUUCUGUUAAUUCACUUUUUUCAGGCUUGAUAGCAACCUGUCCACAUACACAGUGCCUAUCAAGUUAAAGUUUAUUUUGUCACAUGUACAGUAGUGAAAUGCACAACUUGCACGCCCUACCCAACAGUGCAGUAUUCAAUACAAAAAAGGACAGGAUAGGUAAUAAUCAAAUAUAUAAAAACCACGAGAAAAAAGAGAGGAAGCCAUAUACAGGGUCAGUGUGCAGGGAUACUGGAGUAUUGAGGUAGAUGUAAAUAUGUAGGCAGCCAUUAGGAGAAAGUGACUGGUAACAGCAUUAAUAAUAAUAACAAUAGUAAACAGCAUAGCAGCAGCAUAAGUGGUGAGUGAGUGCCUGCGUGGUGGUGAGAGUGUCUAUGUAAGUGUGAGUGUGUGGGUGAAUGUGUCUACGUGAGUGUGUGGGCGAGUGUCUAUGUAAGUGUGAGUGUGUGGGUAAGUGUCUAUGUAAGUGUGUCUACAUGAGUGUGUGGGCGAGUGUCUAUGUAAGUGUGAAUGUGUGGGUGAGUGUGUCUACUUGAGUGAGUGUCUAUGUAAGUGUGUCUACAUGAGUGUGUGGGCGAGUGUCUAUGUAAGUGUGUCUACAUGAGUGUGUGGGCGAGUGUCUAUGUAAGUGUGAGUGUGUGGGUGAGUGUGUCUACGUGAGUGAGAGUGUGUGGGUGAGUGUCUAUGUAAGUGUAUCUACAUGAGUGUGUGGGUGAGUGUCUAUGUAAGUGUGAGUGUGUGGGUGAGUGUGUCUACCUGAGUAUGUGGGUGAGUGUCUAUGUAAGUGUGAGUGUGUGGGUGAGUGUGUCUACGUGUGGGUGAGUGUCAGUGUAAGAGUAAUAGGUGGAUGGAUAUACAUGUAAACAGGGCUGAAAAGUGACUGGUAGCAGGAAUAUAUAAAUACUUAUGGUAAAAUACCUAUGGUAUAUACUGUAUACAUGUAAACAGGCGUAAUAGUGACCAGUAGCAGGAUAAAUAGAUAGAUACUAAUGGUCAUGGCAAUCAAUAGUCAAUGAACAGCAGUGUAGUGCCAUUAAUAAGUCUAAUCAAUAAUCAUUUAGUGUUAUGACCAGGGGAUAGAAGCCUGGUGUCUGUUGGUCUGAGCUUUGAUGCACUGGUACAGCCUGCCGGACAGGAGCAUGGAGAACAGUCCAUGUCUCAGUGGGCUGGAGUCUUUGGCAAUUUUUCUGGUCUUUCGCAGACACCCCCUAGCAUGUACGUGCUGGAUGGCUGUGAGCCCACCCCCUGUGUGACCAUCCCCACCACCCUCUGUAGGGCUUUUUGGUUGAAGGCAGUGCAGUUGCCAUACCAGACAGAUGGUGCAGCUGUAAAAGUUCCUAAGGAUCUUAGGGGCCCUGCCAAAUCGUUUCAGCCUCCUGAGGGAGAAGGGACACUGCCGUAUCAUACUAGAAUAUAAAUGUGACAAAGAAAAGAGCCAUGUCAGAAGAAUGUAACCAUUGUCACAUCUGCUCCUGCAACGCCCUCUACUGCUCAUCCUGUGUCUCCUUGACCUGCCGCCACUCCCCCAGUACUCUCUCCCUCUCUCUCUCUCUCUCUCUCUCUCUCUCUGUGUGUGUGUGUGAUUGUGUGGGUGGAGACAGGUGUGCUGGAGUCAGAGCAGAUCCCCACCAGCUGCAACCUGUUCCAUAAUCAAGACCUCUACAAAUACUCAGCACCUGCCACUUCCACA